Molecule: messenger RNA, 507 nt
Organism: Prorocentrum cordatum
Lineage: Eukaryota; Dinophyceae; Prorocentrales; Prorocentraceae
Source: the annotation of a GenBank genome assembly
AUGGUCAAGCCAAGUUAUUUUGUUGCAGAGCACCCGGUGAGUGGUGUCAUCGCCUCGUCGGAAGAAUACACCACGUGCUUCCUCGUGUCAAUGAUCAGUCUCGGCGAGAUGAGGUCCCAGACCGAGCUCAGCGAGGAGACCGAUUCCUUCAGCCUGCACAGCUUGACUAGGGAUACGCAGGCCGACGCCGACGUCGGGCGGGUCGACACCCUGACUUCGAGCCAGGGAGACUCCUCCGUCGACGUCAGCAUGGUGAAGGUCACGUCCAUCACGGUGCCGCGGAUGCAGGUGAAUGCGGUGACGCAGAGCCAGGUCGACGGCUAUUGCCGCACCGAGUGGGUCGUCGACGCGCGAAAGCUGAAGGGCACGGACAAGCAGAUCGUGUCUCCGCAGUUCGAGGUGCUGCUCAGACGAGGCGCCCCGGCGGUCUCGUUCAAGAUGACCCUCCACCCGAAGACCACCGACGCGAAAGGCGGGGUGUCCUUCAAGAAGUCCGAGGGCGUGGGU